AUGCCUAUGCUCAAAGACCCCUCCAAGAAAUACAGGUCGUUCCCAACAGUCAACCUGCCAAACCGACAAUGGCCCUCCAAGACCAUCGACAAGGCUCCUAGAUGGCUGGCAACGGAUCUCAGAGACGGGAACCAAAGUCUGGUAGACCCAAUGAACGGCGAUGAGAAAUGGGACUAUUUCAAGAUGCUGUGCGACCUGGGUUACAAGGAGAUCGAAGUCUCCUUCCCUUCCGCCUCGCAAACCGACUUCGACUUCACUCGCCGCCUGAUUGAGACCCCUGGCGCCGUGCCCGACGAUGUCUACCUGCAAGUCCUGUCGCCCUGCCGUGAGGACCUCAUUCGCAGAACGGUCGAGUCUCUGAAGGGCGCCAAGAAGGCUAUAGUACACAUUUAUCUCGCCACAAGCGAGUGCUUCCGGCGCAUAGUCUUCGGCUUCACCGAGGAGGAGAGUCUCGAGCUGGCCAAAAAGUGCACCCGUCUGGUCCGCCAGCUCACCAAGGACGACCCCUCGCAACAGGGCACCGACUGGGCAUUCGAGUUCAGUCCCGAGACGUUCAGUGAUACUGGAUUGGACUUUGCGGUCAAGAUCUGCGAGGCGGUCAAGAGCGAGUGGGAGCCCACCGAGAAGAAUCCAAUCAUCUUCAACCUGCCUGCCACGGUCGAGAUGUCUACGCCCAAUGUCUACGCCGACCAGAUCGAGUAUUUCUGCAGAAAUAUCACACAGCGCGAGACAGUCUGUGUAUCUCUUCACCCUCACAAUGACCGCGGUUGUGCGGUCGCCGCGGCGGAAUUGGCACAGAUGGCUGGUGCGGACCGAGUGGAAGGCUGUCUGUUCGGAAACGGAGAGCGCACUGGCAACGUGGACCUGGUCACCCUGGCCCUGAAUCUCUAUACGCAAGGCGUCAAUCCAAAAAUUGACUUUUCCGACUUGCAGCAAGUUAUUAGGACGGUUGAGGUGUGCAACAAGAUCCCUGUACAUCCUCGCGCUCCAUAUGGCGGUUCCUUGGUCGUCUGCGCUUUCAGUGGCUCUCACCAGGACGCCAUCAAGAAGGGUUUCCAGGCCCGGGACAAGGCUGGUGCCGAGUACGACGACCGCUGGCAGGUUCCUUACCUGCCCCUGGAUCCCAAGGACAUCGGUCGCGACUACCAGGCCGUCAUCCGUGUCAACUCGCAGAGUGGCAAGGGCGGCGCCGCGUGGAUCAUCCAACAACACCUGCACCUCGACCUGCCUCGCGGUCUCCAGGUCGACUUCAGCCGAGUCGUGCAGAAGGCGGCCGAGGACCGCAGCCGCGAGCUCCUGCCCGUUGAGAUUACGGAGCUGUUCGAGAAGACAUACUUCCUGCGCGACAACCCUCGAUUCACAAUCGUGGAUUACAGCAUCUCGCCCGACCGGUCGCGUAGCCCUGCGCCUCCCGAGCCAGGCAAGACGCCCGACACCAUGUCCCUGCCCCGUGUGUUUGAGGGUGUCCUCUCCGUCGACGGCAAGGAAUACAAGCUGCGCGGCCGGGGUAACGGCCCGCUGUCGUCCCUGUCGGAUGCCCUGCGCAGCGUCGGUGUAGACAUUGACGUGAACGACUACAAGGAGCACGCCGUUGGCAAGGGCCGCGACGUCAAGGCUGCGACGUACAUAGAAUGCACGGCUUCCGGGUCAACCCAGACCAAGGUGUGGGGUGUGGGCAUCCACGAGGAUGUCGUACAGAGCUCGCUGAUGGCGCUGCUGAGCGCGGCUAGUAACUUCGUUUUGUCUCGUCCCAGCAGUCCUAUCUUGAGGAACCUGAGCGACAAGCAAAUCGAGGGCAAUGGCAAGGCUAAUGGAGCGGACAUUAUCAACCGCCUGGAGUCUGCUGCGGAUGAGAUGUAG
Diaporthe amygdali is the source of this 1860-nucleotide messenger RNA. Its product is annotated as 2-isopropylmalate synthase 2. Gene Ontology annotation, cellular component: mitochondrion. NCBI's taxonomy places the organism in Eukaryota, Fungi, Ascomycota, Sordariomycetes, Diaporthales, Diaporthaceae. The coding region runs from base 1 to 1860 and encodes 619 amino acids. The record is from RefSeq and is a predicted model, not a curated record. Gene Ontology annotation, biological process: L-leucine biosynthetic process. The transcript is spliced from 4 exons. Gene Ontology annotation, molecular function: 2-isopropylmalate synthase activity.